Messenger RNA from Gracilinanus agilis (Agile Gracile Mouse Opossum), 950 nucleotides. RefSeq names its product colorectal cancer associated 2 (gene POU2AF3). Lineage: Eukaryota; Metazoa; Chordata; Mammalia; Didelphimorphia; Didelphidae. The record is from RefSeq and is a predicted model, not a curated record. Gene Ontology annotation, cellular component: cytoplasm. The transcript has 3 exons. The coding region runs from base 23 to 712 and encodes 229 amino acids.
ACAAUUUAUUUCAUUUUACUUAAUGACUCUAUUCUUGAUUUGGCAGUUGUCCCGGAGCAGCAGCGUCCAGUUUUCAGAAGCCGUCUCACCUUCUUCUGCAGCUCCACAUUUUGAGCCAGAGCCUAUUUCUUCUGCUCCCACCUAUUUUCAGCCCCAACAAUUUUCCAGUUGUGUGUCCUGCGAAGAAAACUCCAACUGCCUAGACCAGAUCUUUGAUUCCUACCUUCCACCAGAGACCCUCCUGGACCACUCACUCAGCUCCACGCAAGAUGUCCCACCAUGUUUCCCAGACGGCUUUCAGGCCACCCCAUUCUGCUUUAACCAGAGCCUGGUACCGGGAUCACCUUCAGAUUCAUCAACUCUGUCCAGCCCUUUGGAAUACAGUUACUCCCCACCUCAGCAGCCUUCACUGGCUCCAGUGACUUACAGCUGUUCCUCCUCCCUGGACACCAGGAACUGUGGGUAUCCCUCAGAAGAGUAUUCUUAUCAUCAUUUCCACUCUCACCUCCAAUACAGCCGUUGCACCUCCUCCUCCUCUUCCUCCAUUUGUUACUGCACAUCAUGUGAGACAGAGCACUUGGAUACCAUCAAAGUUUCAGAGUAUUUCUCAUAUCCAGAUACAGACUGUAUAGACUAUUCCCAUUCCCUGCCAACAGCUGUGGCUGAUGACUUCUAUAGAAGGGAAGCAGAUUGUGACAUCUGCUACAGUUAGUGGGAUCAGGAUUUCUUUGGAGUAUUGUAUGUGUACAUUUUUCUACGCGUUAGGUAACACCUCAAAAAAUACCGUCUAAGAAUGGAUGUCACAACAGUACAGUUUACACCAUCACUACUUCAGAUGCUUGUUUGUUUUUUUGAUGUUUUGGAUUUUUAAAAAAUAUCCUAAUGUUAACUUAGUCAUCGGCAAUAAGCCCUCUUAAUCUUACCAUAGCCACACUCCUGCCUUGUACACU